AUGUUAGAAAAUCUCCCUAGAGAAAUUAUAUUCUCCAUACUUUCUAAGGUCGAAGACCGUGUGGACCUGAAAUGUUUAUCUGAAGCGUCCAAACAACUCAAUAGCAUGACAGCCCCGUUUCUAUACCAGUCUAUCCUUAUCACAACCGCAAGGAAAGCAAACGGGAUUAUAAACGCACAUGAAAGGGCUAGGGUGCUUCAGUAUACCACGGAUAUCCAUGUUGCGGGCGAAGAUAAAGAGAAGUGGGCUCAUCCUCACGAUCCGAGUGCUCAAGUCGAUUUCCAGAAUAUCAACACCCGCAAUGCCAGAGGUGUAGAAGACGGUGCGAGCACUACUCGAGAUGGAAGCCUCACUAGCACUGAACUGAAAGACAAGCUAAGAUGGAUUGACGUGGAGCCUGAUCCUCGAUUUUCCCGCAUCCUUGGCUACAUGGAGCUGAGGCGUAGAGUUUUGCCUAUUUUAAUUAGAUGCAAGGAGGGACAUCUAAGGAGUUUUAGGUGGGAUCGUAUGGAUUUCAUUCCUCCUGAAAUUCUAGGCAAAGAGGGCUACCUACCCACGAGACAAAAAUCUCUCGAGACCCUUUUUAUACGCGCCAAUAGUGGAUAUGGUUGCCACAUUUAUUACCCUCAUUUAUUCACAAAACUCAAAAGGUUAUCAUGGGACAACUUGGGGAAUAAUAUGGAGCUUGACAAUGCAAAAGAUGACCUUGAAAGACUCCGAGACUGCCUAGAGGUUUUGUCCCACCAGCUAGUUUACCUGGAACUUGGACUUAAAAUGUGGGAGUAUUCAUUCUAUGAUUCAGACGAUGACGAAGCCACUAUUUCGCAAGAAAUCAUGAAGCCCAACCCUGGCGGUAAAAGGUUUCAAUUUCAGAAGCUACAACAUCUAUCCUUGACGGGGUUUAAUUUUGAAUAUUCGGCAGUUAACAUCGUCGGUGAUCUAAACCCAGCGACUCUAGAUACCCUAACAAUCAGGCUCUGUGGUCAAGAAUGGCCAAAUUUCCUUGAUCGUCUCAAUGCCUCAGAACCUCCAUUCCGCCUACAUACGGUUGAGAUACUUUCGUGGGAAGACCCAGAAUCAUUCAGUUCUGAAAAUGCGGACAUAGCGAGAUUUGUUAAUGGCUGCGAGUCACUACAGAACCUUUACAUUGCUGUGAGAGAACAGGAUGGGGCGCUAGAAUUAUGGCAAGCAUUAUUGCGGCAUAAGAAUACCCUAAGAACGUUUGUUUACUACGUGGACCCAAUGGUUGAUACUCGUGAAGAUUCUAGUCCAUUCUGUAUAGCUGAUGUGUCAUUUUCGAUGCCUCAGAGUCACAAAACAAAUCCGGAAUGGAACCCUCUUAGGCACCUUGACCUAGAGUUUCUUGGAGUCAGUUAUGAUUUUAAAUACUUGCUUCCGGUCCUGGCUCCAAUCGCAAAUAUUAGGAGUCUUAAAGUCUUGCUUAUCCGGAGGAGCCCCCUUGUGGUGAUUGGUCGCCUCAAGGCAGCCGAAAGAGUAGAAAGAAAUCCAGAAGGCAUAAAAAAUGAAGAUGAGAAGCCAAACAAAAACUUCCAGGCCUUUGAUGAAUUUGUUCAAUGGGCGUUCGGUCCAGAGGGCAUUCCAUCAUUACAAAUGAUCGGCAUUGGGGAUUUCUCAGACAGUGUAAUGCCGCGUAGGAAGGCACUCCUCUGUCGUAAGUCCAAUCCAAAGUCUGAUGAGGUGUUCCCUGGUAGAAACUAUCGCUUUGUUACCAGGAGAGACCUCACACAGCAAGAAUUGCUUCAGAAGUAUGCUGGCGCGAUGCAAGCUUGUCCCACAGACCAUAUUGAGAGUUGGAUAUAA
Messenger RNA from Trichophyton benhamiae CBS 112371, 1821 nucleotides. RefSeq lists its product as uncharacterized. Lineage: Eukaryota; Fungi; Ascomycota; Eurotiomycetes; Onygenales; Arthrodermataceae. The transcript has 3 exons. The record is from RefSeq and is a predicted model, not a curated record. Bases 1 to 1821 code for a protein of 606 amino acids.